UUCGGGUGCGGGGUCGACUGACAGCCGAACCGUACUUCAGUCGGCCGGCGAACUCGCGUGCCGAGCCUUCGCGUCCGCUGACGUUCCUCCCUCUUUCUCUCUCUUCCUCUGUCUCUCUUUUUCUCGUCGUCCGCCCCCCGGUACAUCCGGUGAACACUCGCGACAUACCGGCGCGUACCGACGCCGAGGACGUUCCGCCCCGAUCCUGCCGAUUUACGUCCUGGUCGUCCGACGUUCGCGAACCGAGAGUUCACCCCUCGAGAGAUGAAGAGACCUCCGGGUGAUCCGUCCUAAGAUGGAUCGUGGAUACUGAUACGGAGAGCGAACCCCUUUUCUGGAAUAAGGAUAUUUUUUUGCCGCGAUGCACGCGUUCGAUGGCCGUCCUCGCGGAGGCCUGACGAUCUGAAUUGGCCUGGUGACUAGUGAACGAAGUGAGGUUCGAGGAAGUGAGUGCAGUGCGCGCGCGAUGUUCAACUCGUUGGGCGGUACUUGAAAAUACCUCCAGGAACACGACUCGUAGUCGAUCGAAUAUCUAUGCCGAACGUAAAUAUUUCCGCGAGGCUCCGUUCAAUUACUCAGAAUCAGCCGUCGUAGAAUACUGGAAUCAUGCAUUAGAUACCACCGAGACUUGUCAGGUAUAGUAAAGUUUUUCCUGAUUUCUCGCACGGCAUCGCGUGCGUCCGAUUGAUUCGACAUAUCAACGACUCGAGGAAGUAUCAUUAAAGGUUAGGAUCGUGCAAUUUGUCAGGGUUUAUCAGGAAGCGGAUAAUUGGCGAACCUUUGCGAAGAACAUAUCAAUGACCCAAGUGAAGUAGAAAAGUUGCUCAUCACGACCCGCCAAGCUCGGUCACGUACGAGAUUAAGCAAGAUCCCGGUCAGCAAGUCCAAAACGCUGUACGUGACGAGUCAUCUGUGAAAGCAUAUCAGUGAAAUAUAUAUGAAAUAGCAGUGAAGCAGUGCAUCACGAUCCACCGAGAUUCGUCACGUAUCGUAUUAAUAAAAUUCUUGAUGGAAACCUCCGGCUGCGACAAAUCGUUCGGAAAACGUAUCUUUGACUUAGGAAACUCCGGCGAGAGCGCGGAGGAGGAUCACGGUGAACGGAUUGGAGUAAAAUCCUGCGAUGGUGACACGAGACGUGCGUGACAAAAUCGUUCGACGGCGUAUCCGCAAACGUAUCCACGAGUCGCUUUCUCUCUUUACAAUCGAGCAACAUAUCAUCUCCGCGUCGCGAGAAAUAUAAUACAGCGUCGCGCGAGUCUCGCGAGCUUUACGAGCGCGUGGGAUCGAUAGUCGUCGCGAUAGCCAUCGUUUUCCGACGGUCUGCAUUGUUUCACUGGCUGGAGAAAAAAAAUAUGCCGUCUCCCGGCUUGAGUACGCGGCGCCCUGACGCGGCCUGUGUAAUUGCAAGUGGUAAAAGCGAUCAUUAGUCCGCCCGGCCCGACGUGCGACGCGAUGCGACUUAACGAGUGCCGCAGAUAAGACUCGACAUUUUUCCUCACGGUAUACACGGUACGAUUUCGGUUCUUGUCGCACAUCGCAAGGGACCGCUAUCGAUUGGAAUCCAAUCUUUGCCCCGAGUACCGCCGACGAAACGUUCGACUGAACGAGACUACGAGGAUGGAAGCUCAUUAAUUAAAGGCCAACAGGAGUCGGGAGUGCGAGCCACCAGAUAUAAUAAUGUUCACCUACUAACUUUGCGAAGAACCCGCUACUAACACAAAAAUGCGCUCUUAACUAAUCGCCACAGAUUUCCAUUAUCGUCGUAAGCGCUAUCGUCCUCGGGCCGUAGCGCGGUCGUCCCGCGGAACGAUCAUGCGAAUCCCCGAAAAUGCGCAGGACCAACAGCAACGGCCUCAAACUCGACCUGACGGAGAAUACGCCAGGUAGCUCGUUGUCGCGGCUGCCGAAUCUGGUCGAACAUGCGGAGACCUGUCAGGCAUUGUCUGCCGGAACCGGUGAGAAUUUGAGCAGCAAAUUGCCUAACGUGGUCGAGGGCUCGAUGGACUAUGGUAGCGAGCGAAGGUCCUCCCGUUAUCUGGAGUACCAAGAGAUUAAGUCCUACCAGGACCCCCAGUCGUCCGCCUCGGCGGCGCCGGCCUAUGAGGGGACUUAUCACGAUCAAUCGAGAAGCUACCGAAACUAUGAUCGUAAGGGAGGCGUCGGUUUCGACCGGGAGAACCUCGAGAGGUACGACAAUAGAAUCUACCCGGAGGACGGGCUAAGAUACGGUGCCGAUCGCCGCGUGGAUCAGCGCACCUAUCAAGAAUCGGAUCUGGACGCGCCUUACGAUCGAAACGACGCGCAAAAGCUCAGCCGAGCUUACCCGGAACUUCAAGAUCCCAGCAGGCGCUACUCGCGUGAUCUGACCGAUUAUGACUACGCGUCGCGUUACGCCGAGGAGACGCUGAAGCUGGAGCCCAAGAAAGAUCACCAUCACCAUCAUCAUCCGGGUAAAAUCUACGAGUCGGCUGCCUCCAAAGGUUAUGAGUCAGGUGUAAAGACUCAUGAUUCCGCUUAUGAUCUGGGCACCUGUUCCGGACAACAGGAGCCGCCAGCUAGGCAGUAUGAAAGCAAGUAUCAUUCGGUCAGCAAGAUGUACGGCACCCUGCCUAGGUACGAAAGCAGCAAGUCCUACGAGCCGACUUACGAGUCCAGGUCAACUUACGAGCCCAAGUACGACGAGCAGUCGUACGAGUGUGGCGGUAAGACGUACGAGUCUAAAUACGAGCUGACGAGCUCGAAGAGCUAUGAAAGGGCCAAGUACGAAGGCACCUCGUCAACCAGAUAUCAGGAUAAGUCGUAUGAUCAGACCUUGAAAAUUGGCGAACUGGGCUCGUCCUCCUCCGGCGCAUAUGUCAGGAAGCAUCAAGAUCAGGAAGAGACUGGUGCAGAGAAGAUGAAUGGAUAUAGGAAGAAUAAUUUCGAGGCUUAUGGAGUUUACUCAGAUCCUGAGGACGAUCAUGGCUUCCUGGCAGAUAAGAAGACGCCCCAAUAUACUUACAAGGGCGUUGUGGUGAACGUUAGCGGAGAGUCCGCGGUAGUCGAUCAGAAACGAUCCAAGGACAACAGGCAAACGGAAGUAAUCAGAAGUCCUUGGUGCAGGCCGACCAUACUGUUACUUCUAUUGGUGCUUCUGGUUGUCAUCUUUGUCUUCGUCGCUGGAAUACUCUUGUACUUUAAUUACAUGUCCUACAAGCCGCGCCAUCCCAUUAUCGAGGGUAAGGAUCAAAAUUUCGCCAAUAAUAACGCGGAACCUUGCGAGAAGACCUAUUGCGCUUGGGGCGCGACGUGCAUCGUGUCCGAAAACGGCAAGGGUCUGUGUCAAUGCCCUAAGGAUUGUCCUUUGACUUCCGAUCUCGUCUGCGGCUCGGACGACGUGACCUACACGAGCUAUUGUCACCUGCGGCAAGCCAGCUGCCAAAACAGGAAGAACAUAAGGGUGAAACAUCAAGGCGCGUGCGAAAUCAAGGAUCCAUGCGAGAAACUAAACUGCUCGCAAGGCUCGCAGUGUGUGCGAAGCAGAGAUGGCAAGGAGGCGACCUGCCAAUGCCUGGAAUCUUGCCCAAAUUUGGGAGAUCACGAGGGAUCGGGACCUGUCUGCGGCACGGACGGGAUCGACUAUCCGACGCUGUGCGACCUAAAUCGAGCCGCUUGUGCGAAAGGUGCCAACAUCACCGUGGCAUUUCGUGGCAAAUGCGAUCCUUGCGCAAGUACCACAUGUGUAGAACCGGAAAUCUGUCAGUUGGACGAUUCGAGACAACCAGUCUGUCGUUGCGGGGAACAAUGCGGACUCGAGCUCUCACCAGUUUGUGGAAGUGAUGGCAAAACAUAUUCGAACGAGUGUAAUCUUCGACAGGAAGCUUGCCGAUCCAGAUUACCGCUCAAGAAAAUCUACAACGGCGCUUGCAGCUCCGGACAAAAUCCCUGCGAAGCGGUGAAAUGCAACUUCCACGAACAGUGUACGAUCAAUCGGCAAGGAAUCGCUAACUGCGAAUGUCGUCCCGAGUGCGAGCCGAUAAUGAGGCCCGUUUGCGCUCGCGGCGGAAAGACCUACACGUCCAUGUGCGAGCUGAAGAGGCAGGCCUGUCUAACGAGGAGCAACAUCGAAGUCGCCUACGUCGGCACAUGCGGCUCCAGAGGACCCUGCUCCGAGAAGGUGUGUCAAUGGGGCGCAAUUUGCGCGGAGAACGGCGGCAAUGCUGUGUGCGAAUGUCCAACUUGUCCGGCAGAAUUUCAACCCGUGUGCGGCGAUGAUGGCAUCAGCUAUAGCAACGAGUGCAAGCUUCACCUGGAGGCAUGUCAAUAUCGACGGGAGAUACGCGUUCUGUACCGAGGAUUGUGCAAUGGCUGCGAGAAAAAGAAGUGUGAAUUUUACGGCAAAUGCGAAAGCGACAAUGGCGGAGAAGCGAAAUGCGUCUGUCCGUCGAACUGCGAAACUUCGGUGAAGGAACCAGCGGGAGCAGAAAAGGUUUGCGGAUCUGAUGGAGUGACGUACGAUAACGAAUGCGCUUUGAAAAGGGCAUCAUGCAAAAGCGAAACCCUCAUCACCGUUAGCUACGUAGGUGACUGCGAAAUGUGCGCGAGAGUAAAAUGCGAUCACGGGGCGCAUUGCGUGGCGGGUGUGUGCGUGUGCCCGAAAGUCUGUCCGGAAAGCAGCGGCGAACUCGUUUGCGGUAGCGACGCGAAAACUUAUCAGUCCGAGUGCGAGCUGCAGCGGGCGGCCUGCGGCAGGGAUCCCAAGUUGCCGGCGUUGCACGUCACAUUUUAUGGAGACUGCACCGACAGAUUGGCCGCAGCAGCGUUGACAACCAAGUCGACGCCCGCGGUGACUCGCGUGGCCACCACCAUCGCAGACGUGACUAGCACGCAGGAGCGCGAGGCGUGCAAGGAUAUUCACUGUGACUUCGAGGCGACCUGCGAACUCGGCCCGGACAAGUUUCCCAGGUGCAGCUGCAGGUUUGACUGCGCCUCCAUCUCACAGGAGAACUUGCGGUCCGUCUGCGGCAGCGACCUCAAGAUGUACUCCUCCCUUUGCGCCAUGAAGAUGGAGGCUUGCCAGAGACAACAGGAGCUGAGGCUGCGGCCUCUCGAUCUCUGCCAAGGUAUGGAAGUCAAGCCUUGCAACGGUGAUCCUCCGUUGGUGGACUCCGAGGGCAAAGAGUACGACUGCGGUAGUGGACCAGAACGCAAAGACUGUCCUAGCAAUAGUUAUUGCCAUCAGACAAUGCGGUUCGCUCGCUGCUGCAAGAAAGUUCACGGUAUCCAGGUGGUAAAAUGCGCGGACUCGUGGCACGGCUGCUGUCCGGACGGGAAAACCGCCGCGCUCGGUCCAGACGGUGCGGGCUGCCCGAGUUUAUGCGGUUGCAACCGCCUUGGCAGCGUGUCCGACACCUGUAACCCGGAAACCGGUCAAUGCGAGUGCAGGCCGGGUGUAGGCGGACUCAAGUGCGAUAGGUGUAUGCCGGGUUACUGGGGAUUGCCGAAGAUAAGCGAGGGUCAUCAAGGAUGCAUACCGUGCGGCUGUUCGCUAUUCGGUUCCGUCAGAGAGGACUGCGAACAAAUGACAGGACGUUGCGUCUGUAAGCCUGAUAUCCAGGGACAGAAGUGCACGAUUUGCAAUGACCAUAACAAGAUACUCACGUCUACCGGCUGUUACUCAGCGGACAUGAUACCGCCCGUACCGAUGACCUGCAACGAGCUGGAGUGCUACUCGGGCGGCCACUGCACGGAGAUCGGCGGCGUGCAUUGCGUCUGUCCGUCCGCCUGCCCGGCGGACGUGCCGUCCGUGCCGGUGUGCGGCAGCGACGGGCAGACCUACGACAACGAGUGCGAGCUGCGGCUCUACGCGUGCCGUCACCAGGCCGACGUGGUCACUCAGGCCUUCGGCCACUGCAGAGACGAUCCUAUGGUUAACACGGACUUCCCCGUUAAGAGAUACACAGCUGUACAGUACACUCAACCAGCGGCCGCCAUUUCUCCAUUGUCCAAAUCCACACGGCAUCUCUUGGUACCGGAGCCGGACCCACGAUAUUAUUACACCCACCGAGCUCAUCAAGAAACCAUCACCAUCGACAGAGAUAACUUAAAACAUGGAGUGGCCGCGGCGUAUCGACCGACGCCGGCGACGAUUCGAGUGGUCACCGCUCUUCUAGGUGAUCUUUGCACCGAUGACAAGGAUUGCACUAUUCCGAACAGCGAAUGUUCAAACGGCGGCUGUAUCUGUUCCGAGGGCUACGCGGAAACCAGCGAUCGACAAGAAUGUUUCGCCAAUUAUGUGCCGGUGACGCCGACCGAGGAAUUUCGCGCGUGUCUCUCUUAUCCUUGCCAUAUGACCUCGACCUGCAUCGACUUACCCAGCUCAACUUUCGUCUGUAUCUGUCGACCAAAUUACACCGGGCUGCUGUGCGACGAGGAGAUCAACAAGCGGGAUUACGAGAUACCUUCCUUUGACGGCAAAAGCUACGUCAGGAUGAAUCGGCUGAAAGCGUAUCACAAAUUCAGCAUCGAGGUUGAGUUCAAAACGUACGCAGACAACGGAAUUAUACUGUACAAUCAGCAGAAAAACGAUGGCACCGGCGACUUUGUCUCGCUGGCCAUUGUCGAUGGAUAUGUACAGUUUAGAUAUAACUUGGGAAAUGGACCCGUGGUGCUCACGUCACCGGAAAAGGUGACCAUGAAGACCUUCCACAGAGUAGCGGCUAAGAGGUACCAUAAGGACGGUGUACUGAUUUUUAAUGACGGUGAAGACGUGGCUGGACAAAGUCAGGGAAUGCUGAAGUCUUUGGACUUGAAUCAAGACACCUUCAUCGGAAAUAUGCCGACCAAUUACACUAAGGUCUACGAUAACAUCGGCACCAAUCAUGGUCUUCUGGGCUGUAUACGCAAGUUGAAGAUCAAUCGGAUCAAUGUAGAUCUCCACAUGGGCUGGGACAAAGACGUUCUCGAGAGUUAUCGUGUGAAGGAAUGCGGUGAUAACGCAUGCGCCAAUUUGCCCUGUCAGAAUGGCGCAACCUGCCAACCGAUCUUCGAGGAGGACCUGUGCAACGGCCGGGAUUGCAGAAGAAUGCAGAAAAGGGGUAAAAACAGAAAUAACAGAGGCAACAAAAGUACCGGGGUAAAUAUAGUUAGAUGCAGAGGUUCGCAUUGCACGUCGAUCGAUCAGAAAAGGAUCAAGAAGAACACGAAAAGGCGCUGCGUUACCAACAAGUGCGAUUACGAUUACGAACUUGAAUACGAGAACAAUUAUGAUCAUGGCAAUUAUGCGGUGGAGAAAUACGAACCACCGGAGUACAGAUGCAUAUGUCCACCACAAUUCACCGGUAGGAAUUGCGAGGAAUCGCUGGACCCGUGCAUCGGCGAGCCUUGCCAGCACGGUGCCACUUGUGACAUUCUUCCACAGGGAGGAUACGUGUGCAAGUGUCCACCCGGUAGAACUGGCGGACACUGUGAAAUCCUGGAUGCUGAACUGACAGAAUUAUUGAUCCCCGAGAUGAAUGGGAAUGGAUAUCUGGAGCUACCCUGCCUGGAAGGCGUCGCGAAAGCGUUCUCCAUCGAAUUAUGGUUCCUCACGCGCGCAAAUGACGGUCUUCUGCUCUAUAACGGGCAGCUGAAUAACGGCAGGGGUGACUUCAUUAGUCUGAACCUCGUUCACGGCAGGCUAGAGUUUAGGUUCAAUCUCGGUAGCGGUAUCGCGAACAUCACGUCGCCGGAUCCCGUCAGUAAAGACAUGUGGCACUGUGUGAGGAUCAACAGACUCGGCAGAGAGGGUGUUCUUCAGCUCGACGAUGGAACCGUCGCCAGAGGAUUAUCCGGGAGUCCUCUUACGGAAUUGAAUCUGGAAAUGCCACUUUACGUCGGUGGCGUCAAACAUUGGCGAGAAGUUCAUCGCCUCUCUGGAGCCUGGACCGGAUUAGUAGGCGCUGUGCAAAGGCUAAUGGUAAAUGGCAAGACGUAUCAAAAUCUCGCCGUGAACGUUACUCAACACAACACGGAAAUUUACGAUGGUCUACCGUGUCCCAGUAACGAGAAUCCUUGCCAUAAUGGCGGAGUCUGCCUUCCACUUCUGAACAGUUAUCUCUGCAAAUGCGCCAGUGGUUACAACGGCUUACAUUGCGAAUUCUUUACGGGUUACGACGUAUCCGGUACCGAGAUAUCAGAGCGACCUGUACGUUUCGAGGGCGAUAACUUCCUGCAAUUUAAGCAUCGUUACGGAAGAAGUACUAACUCGACUAACACUACCCUCGGCGAGUACUUUGAAGAGUCCGACUCCGACUACGACUUAGAGGAGGACGUCGACUACGAAUACGACAGUUAUGAUUACACGGAACGCAGGGGACAGCAGUCGAACAAAUUCGAGCUGCGGCUAAGGACGAUACAUUCUGAAGGUCUUAUCGCAUGGGUGGGAAGAGGCAAGAUGGAGCACCUCUUUUUAUCUUUACGUGGCGGUCACGUGGUGCUCACUUAUAAGAGCAAAAUGGAUGAGGAGGUAUCCGUUAAAAGCAAGGAGAGAGUGGACGAUGGAGUCUUCCAUCACAUCCGAGCGUCUCGACGACGAAAAGCAUGUACGAUUCAGAUCGACGAACACAUGCCGAUCAAGAUCUCGACAGAAACGACAUUGCUGACGACCAACGGCAAGAUUUUCGUCGGCGGCAAGCCUGGUCAUCGCGGUAUCAAGGGCUGCGUGACGGACUUCAUCGUCGACAAACGACGGCUGCAGCUCGCCAGACGGAAGAUCGACUUCUGCCACGACAACGACGUAUGAUAACGAACCCCGAGUCCGACGAUUGUCAACGCGACGUCGAUAUCAGAGAACCUCGUCGAUCCGACGUCAAUCCUGUCGUUGUCGACGACGAGUUGAUUGCGCGACAAGAACGCGAGCCUUCACGCGUGAAUCGGUCGCACGCGUCGGACCAAGAUCGACGAUCGCCUAAAUAUCGAUAACGACGAAUACGAUAACGUAUCCUGACGAUCGUCAAUCCCAGCCCAAUUAGAGACUCAGCAGGCGUCUCUGGUGUUUCUAGCGAAUUAACAUAAAUUGAACGCGAAGUGCAAAAAUCGCCGUCGAGACCAAGUGUGCAAGAACCGUGUCCAAUCCUGCCAAAGUUCCGCGAAGUUAUGGUUACCUCGCCCGCGCGAAUCGCACUGACUACAGUGCGUAUCUAGAGAAAAAGCAAAGCCUCAUCUAACAGUAAACUAUUUUCUCGAAGAGACAGAAAUUCUUACGAUAAGAAAUGUCAAGGAAAUGUCAGAGAUCUGUCCCGCUUGGAGAGAAAAGCUCUGAUGUUCAUUUUUGUACAUUUUUUGUAAGAUAACUGUCUUAACGAGAUUAGCAUAGUCUAGAAGUCCCAUUCUCAAGGAUGCAAGAUAGAUUUUGGGAGACUCAAUCAAUAAGAAAUAAAACUAUUAAGUCUAAACAGCAUUAUAUCCCUGAGAUGGAGAUAAUAAUAAAUCCAGGAUUAUAAGCAGCAAUGGCAUUAUUCGUUCAAAGCUUAAAUAUCUGAGUGGAGGUCGAGGCAGAAUGAGAACCAAAACACUUCCCUUUCAGAAUGCACGGUUAAGAAGACAUUGCCUAAAAUCGGGACCGUGACUCAUUAUCGCACGUGAAAAGUGCGAACACUUCUAAAAGUUUACCGGCGUAUUGUAGAAACUUCGCGAGUACUGCUUUCUAGGGCCAUCCAAUAAAUAAGUAAUAAGGGAUAAGGAAAGAAGUACUCAAAUUGUAGUAGCAGCAUUUGAUCAUUCAUUAAUCAUAAGCCGACCACAAUAUCGAGGUUCAAAUGUAGAGGAGAGCGUGAAUCGGUCGCCUCGCGAUUAUUUAUAUCGUUCGGAGAUCCCCGAUAAUUGAGAUCACCAUCGCGUGGGCGGACGAAGGACACGGAAGGAAGAGGAGGAGAAGGAGGAAGAGGAGGAGGAGGAGGAGGAGAGGCAAAGCGAACGGCAAAUUAAGUGCUACGUUUUCAUCGAAAGACAAUAAUAUAUUUUUAAGGUGAUGAAAUUAAUAUACAUAUUGAAUACAUAUGUGUAUGUAUGAAUCUAUCUGUAUACGUAUAUGUGGCGCGAGCGGCGCAAAUUUAUCGAAGGAGAAGAGGAAGAGUGGAGGUCGCUCAAAGCAGACCUCGUUAUAAAAUCUGUACUUAUAAGUUGUACUUAAAGCACCUAAGCGUUUUACGAUGCCAAGACUGACUAAAGCGACAGGCGGACGCGGGCGGCGAGAAGCGACGACGACGACACGAAA
This is a messenger RNA of Pogonomyrmex barbatus (red harvester ant), 10234 nucleotides long. Its product is annotated as agrin. The record is from RefSeq and is a predicted model, not a curated record. Gene Ontology annotation, cellular component: extracellular region. Lineage: Eukaryota; Metazoa; Arthropoda; Insecta; Hymenoptera; Formicidae. Gene Ontology annotation, molecular function: calcium ion binding; protein binding. Gene Ontology annotation, biological process: cell differentiation; multicellular organism development.